Molecule: messenger RNA, 1881 nt
Organism: Cajanus cajan (pigeon pea)
Lineage: Eukaryota; Viridiplantae; Streptophyta; Magnoliopsida; Fabales; Fabaceae
Source: RefSeq, a predicted model, not a curated record
GCCCUGUCAAAUUAUUUUUGACAUAUUUUUGAAGCCCAUGGGCUCGUAAUCCAUAAUGAUGACUCAUCGGAGUUGGUUUUUGUUUAGUUCAUCUUGCACUCGUUCUUGAACUCAGGCAGACAUCUCGAGAAAUCUCUGGUUUUUCGAUUUGCGAAGAGGAUAUGGUUAAGCCGAAACAACAGAAGAAGCUAUCCCAGAAGAAACAACAACACCCACAAAUUAAGAAGCAAGGAAAACAGGCUGAUACUUCUCAAUUUCAGACUCAGUUGGAUGCUCUGGGCUUACGUAUUGUUGAAGUGACAGCAGAUGGUAAUUGUUUCUUCAGAGCCCUUGCUGAUCAGUUGGAAGGCAAUGAGGAGGAGCAUCGAAAGUACCGCAGCAUGGUGGUGAAACACAUAUUGGAUAACCGGGAAAUGUUUGAACCCUUUAUUGAAGACGAAGUCCCAUUUGAUGAAUAUUGCCAGUCCAUGGACAACGAUGGUACAUGGGCUGGUCAUAUGGAAUUGCAGGCAGCUUCUCUUGUAACGCGUAGUAAUAUAUGCAUUCACCGGAACAUGUUCCCUCGGUGGUAUAUAAGAAAUUUUGAUAAUCACGGAGUUCAUAUGAUCCACUUGUCUUAUCAUGAUGGGGAGCAUUAUAACAGUGUGCGGUCAAAGGAUGAUCCUUGUGAUGGGCCUGCAAGGCCAAUUGUCAUUAAGGCUGAUGCUGAUCUUUCAGCACCAUCGCAUCAAAUAAAAGUUAUGAACAACAAACCCUGUGGGCGAGCUGGUAGGGAAAGUUUUCAACAAGGGUCCAUAAAGUUGGUUAUGGCUGGAACUGGAUGUGAAAAUGCUGAAAAAGUGGAACAGAUUCUAGAGCAGGUAAAUGGAGAUGUUGAUGCUGCAAUAGAGUUUCUAAUAGCAGAACAAGAAACAGAAGAGUGCUCUGCAGACUCUGAUUCCCUUCCGAGUCAGGUUAAUACUUGUGGUCAGGAUGAAAAUGAGAAUCAUAAGCAACAUAAAGAAGACAUGGUAGAGGGAAGCACUAAUGAUGAAUCAACUAAUAGCUCCAAGAAAACUAAUGAUAAUAUCACAUGGCAAUCAAAUGACAAGAUUCCUAGAAACAAGGUCUGCCCUUGUGGUUCCAAAAAGAAAUACAAAGCUUGUUGUGGAUCUGCCUUGGGGAAACAAUCUGCUAAGUUUGCAGUUAACCAAGCAGCUGACUCAAGAAGGGGCAAAAAAGAAAGGAAGCAAGGAAAAAAGGGGAUUUCUGCAAAAGCUGAAGUACCCUGUGAAUACGACUUGGUAACACCUGACAUGGGUGCACUUUGUAUUUGAAUUGAUUAUUGAUCAGAAGUUAGUUUUCUUCUUCCCUAGAGGAGAUAAAUUACUUAAGAUCAUUCUACCAAUAAUUGAGCUCUUCACAAUACUAAAAUCGCCAAUUCAUACUCAGGAUUUUCAAAUAGAAGGUUUGCCUUUGGCAGAAGCAAUAUCAUGAACAGGAAAAGGAUGUACAAAAGGAGAAAUAGUGCUAACAAAAUUUGUUUACAAUUUAAGUUCUUGAAGCAAGAUGCUUCUGGGAAGAACGUGGAAGUCUUGAUCAUUCUUUUCAUGGGAAAUCUCGUCUGAGAAUCAGUUUUGCCUAAAAUGUACAGGUAGAAAUAUUAUUGAUAAUGAUUUUCAGUCAAAAAGUUCAGCUAAACAAGGUUCCUUUCUCCUUUUAACAUUUUCGGUAGAGUCAAUGUACCAGAAUAGAGGAAAAGAACAUCAUCUCAGUAAUCUAAGACUAGACUUGUUCAAAAGAGGAAGAAUUAACACUCCUAGUGAUUGUCAGAUGUCACGUACUAGUUCUUAAUCUGUUUGACUUGGCUUGAUUUUCGAGAAAUUGCACCUUUAAGUUAAA